This is a messenger RNA of Hydra vulgaris (swiftwater hydra), 2183 nucleotides long. RefSeq lists its product as uncharacterized. Lineage: Eukaryota; Metazoa; Cnidaria; Hydrozoa; Anthoathecata; Hydridae. The record is from RefSeq and is a predicted model, not a curated record.
UUAUUAUCUAAGGUUUACAAAAAGAUCAUUUGCAAAUUCCUCGAAUUGAAAUUUUUGAAAUUUUAAAAAACAAGUUAUCUUCAGAUCUAGAUGACCAGCUUGAUAUUUUGCAAUCACAGUUGUGUCUAAGAAGAAAAAUUUGUUUCCAAUUUUCAACAGAUGAUAAAAAGAAACUAAAAAAUGUAUUGACAAAACUAAAAAUAAAAUAGAAAAGUAGUAACCGAACAAAAAAAAUAUUUUUGAAGACACAUGACACUUGGUUAAAAGCCUCAACAAAUAUUUGUAUUGUUCAAGCACGAAACAAAGAGAAAAAAAGCCAUAAUGCAAUGGGCCGACCACCUUUGAAUUUUGAUGAAGCAAGUGAGCGAACGAAACGGCGAAAAACGGAGGAAAUGCGUUCGACAUUUAGUUCAUCCGAGUUAGCAUUUGCUUCUCAGAUGAGUCUUCGGGCUUCAGGAGCAUGCAAUGCCGGAGUUACAGUUAAAGAUUUACCUUCCACCAUUCAACACCGAGUCACAAAUUAUAUAGAUAGCCUUAAAUUGUCCAAAAUUUCACAAACAUCUGAACUAUGUGCUGAAACAGCUCUUUCCAUACUAAUGGAAGCAAAGCUUUCUAAACACCAAUAUUGCAUUAUAAGAAGUGCUGCAAUUGCGAAUAGCUCUUCUUUUUUACCAUCUUACGAAAAACUUAAAGAAGCCAAGAAAAUGUGUUACCCUGAAGAUAUAACGGUAACUGAAAUAAGCGCCGAAGUAAAACUGCAAUCUUUAUUAAAUCACACUUGUUUACGAAUUAUAAAAACUCAACAAGAUGUAAUUGACUCCUUGAAUGUAAAUAUUUUAUCAAAUUUUAUUUUAAUUCUUAAGUGGGGCUUUGAUGGCAGUUCCGGUCAUAGCGAAUAUAAACAGAGAUUUGCCGAUGGAAAAAACUCAGAUGCAAAUGUUUUUCUGACUUCACUUGUACCAUUAGAACUUUUGUGUACAAAUUCAGUUUUAGGUCAAGAUGUUAUUCUAUGGAAAAAUAGGACACCCUCAUCUACUCGAUUUUGCCGACCUAUCAGACUGCAAUUUCUUCACGAAAAUGUCCAUACAAGCAUUAAUGAAAAAGACUAUAUUGAAGAUAAAAUUAAAUCACUGGUUCCUCUCAUCAUUGUUCAACAUAAAAUAGAAAUUAAAAUACAUUCUAAAUUGGUUAUGACAAUGAUUGACGGAAAAGUUUGCAAUGCAAUAACAUUGCCGAAAUCAACAAUGCGGUGUUAUUUGUGUUCUGCUACUUCGAGUCAAUUCAGUAAUAUCAAUCUCGUUAAAGAAAUAAAAGUUGACGAAUCAAAAUUGGAAUACGGUUUAUCAACGUUGCACGCAUGGAUUCGCUUUUUUGAAUGUUUUUUGCAUCUUGGGUAUAAACUUGGAAUAAAAAAAUGGCAAGCACGUUCUGACAUGGAAAAAAGUAUAAUAUUACAACACAAGUUGUUAAUCCAGAAUGCUUUUAAGCUGCAGCUAGGGUUAAUAGUUGAUCGACCGAAACCAGGAUGCGGUAAUACAAAUGACGGAAAUACAGCUCGAAGAUUUUUUAAAAACUCACAAGUGUCUGCUGAUAUUCUAGGAGUGGAUUUAGAACUAAUAAAUCGGUUUCAUGUAAUUUUACAGGUAUUAUCUAGUGGCUUUUCUAUAGACGCAGACAAACUUGAUAACUAUUCUACCAAAACUGCACUACUUUUUGUUGAAAAGUAUCCUUGGUACAAAAUGCCUACAACAGUACACAAAGUACUUAUUCAUGGAGCCUUAAUAACAAAAACAGCAAUACUACCCAUAGGACAACUAUCUGAGGAUGCUCAAGGAAUCGAGAAACAAAGACUUGAAAAAAUAUCGCGAAGAUUUCUCUAGGAAAAAUUCCAGAAAAAAUACAAUGCAUGACGUUUUUUGCAGACUUCUGGUUUCGUCAGAUCCUGCAAUAUCUUCACUUUUAAAAUCUCAUGCAAAAGUUAGCAGAUCUUUGUCUUCUCAAGCUUUACAAAUGUUAUUACCUCCGGAGAUUAACAAAAACUCUGAAACUCAUUCGUCUGUGAUUGAGUUUUUCAACAAUAUUUCAAUAAUAAAUGAUUCAGAUGACAGUGGUGAUUUAUUUUAAAGUAAUAUAAAUGAGACAAUUAUGAUAAAUGAUGCAAAUAAAAGUUUUCCUUGUUUUCC